This is a messenger RNA of Medioppia subpectinata, 575 nucleotides long. Lineage: Eukaryota; Metazoa; Arthropoda; Arachnida; Sarcoptiformes; Oppiidae. The record is from the annotation of a GenBank genome assembly.
CGAGUAUGUCCUUCGGCUUGCCUUUGACUCCUGCGGCCGAUUCGUGUCGAACCGCUCGACACGCUAUUUCACUCAUAGCCACCGCUCGACCACCGGCAUUCAUCACAACACUGGCCAAAGAGGUGGCCCGAUAUAACACACUUCAGCAAAACCCCCAGCAUUUAAAUAUAGCGUUACAUCAAUCGGUGUUAUGCCGGGGAAGACCUGAGAUACUCAGGAAUAUGGAAAUACUGAUCGACAAAAUGCAAACCGAUGUCUCGGAUCUCAUUAUCGAAGCCAUGGAUAUAAUCAUCCAUUCUUUGGAUCACAAUAUGCUUAAGACUAAAGGAUUGGGAGAAGUGUUUCCGACAGUGUGUCGCUUCCAGAACGUGACGUUCUGUACGUCAACCCGUCGGAUAGCAGUGGGCGCUAAAAACGGCAAUUUAGCCAUUUAUGAGUUGCGAGCGCCUAAGUCUCAGGUCAUACCGGCCCACACGGCCGCCAUUACCUGCUGUUCCUUCUCACCCGACGGCAAACAUCUGGUCUCCUAUUCUAUGGGCGAAAAUAAGGUGUCGUUUUGGUUGACAGCUGUGGGA